Messenger RNA from Cheilinus undulatus (humphead wrasse), 4998 nucleotides. RefSeq names its product myosin IEa (gene myo1ea). The record is from RefSeq and is a predicted model, not a curated record. The transcript is spliced from 29 exons. The coding region runs from base 286 to 3645 and encodes 1119 amino acids. Gene Ontology annotation, molecular function: ATP binding; microfilament motor activity; actin filament binding. Gene Ontology annotation, biological process: actin filament organization; vesicle transport along actin filament. Lineage: Eukaryota; Metazoa; Chordata; Actinopteri; Labriformes; Labridae. Gene Ontology annotation, cellular component: plasma membrane; microvillus; cytoplasm.
UGCUCCCUCCGUGAAUGACUAAACAGGUCAGCUCUGCGUUGAACUCUGCUGCUCUUCUGCUGUCAGUGUGGGACUCACAUCAGUCUGCAGUAUGGACCGAGGACAACGCUGAGGAACCGCAUCCAUGCUGUCAGGACUUUAUCGGGAAUAUCUUCUUUUAACUUGGAGACUUGGUGUAAGAACAGGAGUUUUUUACACAGUGUGAACUUCUUUGAGGUUCACACUAACACUGGAUCUCGGGGAAUACGACAGAGAAGACUGCGAGUGUUGACUUGAAGGCUGAGGAUGGGGAGCAGGGGACAGUACCGGUACCACUGGCAGAGCCACAAUGUCAAACUCAGCGGAGUGGAUGACAUGGUGCUGCUCAGCAAGAUCAAUGAGGACGCCAUCGUGGACAACCUCAAAAAGAGAUAUAUGGACGACUACAUCUUUACAUAUAUCGGACCUGUGCUCAUUUCUGUCAACCCAUUCAAACAGAUGCCGUACUUUGGUGAAAAAGAAAUCGAAAUGUAUCAAGGCGCUGCUCAGUAUGAGAACCCUCCUCACAUCUACGCCCUGGCGGACAACAUGUACAGAAACAUGAUGAUUGAUAGUGAGAACCAGUGUGUCAUCAUCAGUGGAGAGAGCGGAGCAGGAAAGACUGUGGCAGCCAAAUAUAUCAUGGGCUACAUCUCAAGAGUGUCGGGGGGUGGACCCAAAGUCCAGCACGUCAAAGACAUCAUCCUGCAGUCCAACCCUCUGCUGGAGGCUUUCGGCAACGCCAAGACUGUGAGGAACAACAACUCCAGCAGAUUUGGAAAAUACUUUGAGAUCCAGUUCAGCUCUGGGGGCGAACCAGACGGAGGGAAAAUCUCCAACUUCCUCUUGGAGAAGUCUCGUGUCGUCAUGAGGAAUCCUGGAGAGAGGAGUUUCCAUAUAUUCUACCAGUUGAUAGAAGGAGCCAGUGGAGAGCAGAAGAACAGUUUGGGAAUCACAAGCCUGGAUUACUACACUUACCUCAAUCAGUCUGGUUCCUACAAGGUGGAUGACAUCAACGACAAGAGCGACUUCCAGGAGACGAUGCAUGCGAUGGAUGUGAUUGGCAUCACAGCGGAGGACCGCUCUAUGGUGCUUCAGAUUGUGGCUGGAGUCCUGCACCUGGGAAAUAUUAGUUUCAAGGAAGCAGGCAACUAUGCUGCUGUGGAGAGUGAAGAGUUCCUAGCCUUUCCUGCUUUUCUCCUUGGAAUCGACCAGAAUCGUCUGAAGGAGAAACUGACAAGCAGGAAGAUGGACAGUAAAUGGGGAAAUGCAAAGGAGUCCAUUGACGUCACCCUGAACGUGGAGCAGGCGUGUUACACGCGUGAUGCCCUCUCCAAAGCCCUGCAUUCACGGGUGUUUGACUUCCUUGUUGAGUCCAUCAACAAAGCCAUGGUAAAAGAUCAUCAGGAGUUUAAUAUCGGAGUACUGGACAUUUAUGGAUUUGAAAUUUUCCAAAAAAAUGGAUUUGAACAGUUCUGCAUCAACUUUGUGAACGAGAAACUGCAGCAGAUCUUCAUUGAGCUGACUCUGAAGGCAGAGCAGGAGGAGUAUGUGCAGGAGGGCAUCAAGUGGACUCCGAUUGAAUACUUCAACAACAAGAUCGUCUGUGAUCUCAUCGAGAGCAAAAAUCCUCCUGGCAUCAUGAGCAUCCUGGACGAUGUGUGCGCUACCAUGCACGCUGUUGGCGAAGGAGCCGACCAGACCAUGCUGCAGAAGCUCCGAGUCCAGAUCAACACCCAUGAGCACUUCAACAGCUGGAAUCAGGGCUUCAUCAUCCACCACUAUGCUGGCAAGGUGUCUUAUGAUGCUGAGGGUUUCUGUGAGAGGAACCGAGACGUCCUUUUUACUGACCUCAUUGAGCUGAUGCAGAGCAGUGAAAUUGCUUUCAUCAGAGCACUGUUUCCAGAAAACCUCAACGCUGACAAGAAGGGUCGACCCACAACAGCAGGCAGCAAAAUAAAGAAACAAGCCAAUGAUCUGGUGAGCACACUGAUGAAAUGCACUCCGCACUACAUCCGCUGCAUCAAACCAAAUGAAACCAAGAAACCCAGAGACUGGGAGGAGAGCCGAGUAAAGCACCAAGUGGAGUACCUGGGUCUGAAGGAAAACAUCAGGGUAAGGCGUGCUGGCUACGCCUACCGCAGAGUCUUCAGGAAGUUCCUAAACAGGUAUGCCAUCCUGACCAAAGAGUCCUGGCCAACGUGGCGAGGAGAUGAGAAGCAAGGUGUUGUCCAUCUCUUACGGUCUGUCAACAUGGACCAGGAUCAGUUCCAGCUCGGUCGCAGCAAAAUCUUCAUCAAAGCCCCAGAGUCGCUCUUUCUGCUUGAAGAGACAAGAGAGAGAAAGUUUGAUGGCUACGCCAGGACUAUCCAGAAAGCCUGGAGGAAAUACGUAGCUCGCAAGAAGUACGUCCAGAUGAGAGAAGAAGCUUCUGACUUGCUGUUGAACCGUAAGGAGAGGCGGCGACACAGCCUCAACAGAAACUUUGUGGGAGACUACCUGGGGAUGGACGACCGACCGGAGCUCCGACAAUUCCUGGCUAAGAGAGAGAAGAUUGACUUUGCAGACAAAGUCACAAAAUAUGACCGCCGCUUCAAGGGGAUUAAGAGAGAUCUGAUCCUGACCCCGAAGUCUGUGUACCUGAUUGGAAGAGAAAAGGUAAAACAGGGACCAGACAAAGGCCAGGUGACAGAAGUGCUGAAAAGGCGGAUUGAUGUGGAGAAGAUCCUGGCAGUUUCUCUAAGCACAAUGCAAGAUGACUUCAUGAUCUUGCAUGAGCAGGAGUAUGACAGCCUGCUGGACUGCAUCUUUAAGACAGAGUUUAUCAGCUUACUGGCUCGUAGGUUUGAAGAGAAAACCCAGAGGAAGCUACCACUCAAGUUUAGUAACACACUGGAGAUGAAGUUAAAGAAGGAGAACUGGGGCUUCCUGAGUGGGGGUGGCUCUCGGCAGGUAGUGUUUGUCCAGGGUCAGGGAGACAUGCCCGUACUGAAGCCCUCCAGCAAAUCUCUGCAGGUCAGCAUCGGCCCCGGGCUGCCGAAGAACACACGUCCUUCCAAAAAGAAUUUCUCUCAGGGUCGCUCAAAGGCAUCCAGAACUCACCAGAACAUCCCCUCUCGAGCUGCACCGGGACCUCCAGUUGCUCACCAGAACGGGGGCCUUAAGAACACAAAUCACUUAGCCAAUCAGAGGAACUCGCAGCAUCACAGCCAAAGGCAUCCCUCAGCCAGCAACGGGACACGCCCCAUCCUGCCCAGCAACAUCAACCAGGUGAAGGAGCGAGGAGGCAACCGGCCGCAGCCCAACCUGGACUGUCUGAAAGUCCCUGAACAAGGAGCUGCAGGUAAUGGAGACAGACGGCCAACUUCAAAUGGAGGAAUGGCUCACAGACCAUCAGUCACGAGGCCUCCACCUGGAGGAGGACGACCUAAACCUGCACCCAAACCCAAACCCCAGGUGCCCCAGUGCAAAGCUCUGUAUGCCUACGAUGCUCAGGACACAGACGAGCUCAGCUUCAAUGCUGACGACGUUAUCGACAUCAUCAAAGAGGAUGCAUCCGGAUGGUGGACAGGACGACUACGGGGAAAGCAGGGACUUUUCCCAAAUAACUAUGUCACCAAGAUUUGAAAGCUGCCGGGUCACAGAUGCACAAGGAGGAGGUGAGAGAGGUGGCUGCAUCCCUCGCUGACCCUUUCAGAGGAUGGGACGGAGCACACAGAUGGAGAGAGAAGUGCUGUGAGAUCCCUCGAGAAGAGAAACUCACACUUUCUCCAUCACUGCCUUUGAAGUAAAUGAAUGUAACUCCAUCACACCACAAGACCGUCAGGCUCUGCUUUAAAGACAAGGAGACUGUUUGAUCCCGGGGUCUGUCCCUCAGAGUACUGAACAAAACUAUUUAUUGUAUUUAUAGCUUUCUGUGUUCUCCUUACCGUCUUUUAUAUCUUGCUGAGGAUUUUUGAAGCGCUGGAAAUGAAGUAUGCUUUAUCUGUGGGACCAGGCUGUGAUUUUUCCUCUCAGUGUAUCUUUUUUUAAGAUGAAGGUGUGAUAUUUAUUUUGGUGCAACAUCUUCAGGGGACAGACUUUAAGAAAAUCACCCCACUGUGAUUUUAUAGUGAUUUUAAAUACCAAAGCAAUAUCAGUUUUAAUAAGCCUGUUCCACAUGUUCAAAAAUUUGAAUCAACCAGCUGGAAAUGAGCUUUUUUGUCAUCUUGUUUUUCUAUCUUUUUAGUAUAUUUUCUUCACAGAGUAGAGGCCAUGUAUACUGUAUCCUGAGCAUGCUGUCUGUGGUGUAUUAGCACUUUAUCGGUACAGGUACUACCUUAGACACAGACACCGUCACUCGUUCAUGCCACAGCCAGUAAGUCAAGUCUAUGAAGGACAGGUUGCCAAGCUAGCAAUAUCCAGAGUUACUGAGGAGAAUAAUUUGUUUACAUGUAAUGAUAAAACAGGCAUUUUUUUAGAUUUGAUUCUGUAUAUGUGUUCAUAUUGAGGAGUACGCCUGUUUCUUACAGUUUAAAUUAAUUGUUUUGUACUUGUUUCUUUGCUUUUGUUCCUCACAGGGCUGUAUUAUUUCCACUUCAGCUUCAUAAUUAUGGUUAUCACAAACUAGGGUGAAUGGAUUUUUGUUUUGUCAAAUGUUGUUUUAUGGUGAAAGAUAUUUGUUUGACAUUUUUCCAUGGCACUACCAAGGAUUUCUUUUCGCUUCUGCUUGACUGUUUCUGCACAUCUUUUGCACUGCUGUUGCAUUACUUACACAUUCCUUUAUUUUUGAAAGAAAAGAAAAAUUCACGUUAUGCUCCAUUCAAUAAAAACAGCUGGGACUUUUGUCAUAAAUCUUCUCAGAAAUAGCUUGAUCUUGGAUGGCUGACAGCAUCCUUGUGCAAUACAAAACAGUAAAAUUUAAUAAAGCAUGUAAUAUUGUGUAUUUAACUGCUUUUUGUUUUAUUUUCAGACAACUCAUUCAAUAAACAAUGAACAAUG